UGACCCGUUGGCUCUCUCUGCGUCCAGGUGAGGAACAGUGGACGGAUUCCUACCAGGACCUUGAGGAUCUUCGCGCUGUAGAGUUUUAAGUACUUGAGCGAGUUUUAUUUGUUUCUAAAGGACGUAAAGGAACCAAACAGCUUCUACAAAAAAUGCCCCAGCACUAGCUGAACAUGUCUUUAGAGGAAGCGUUUGUAUCGAUCCAUGAGGAGAAGUUGGCGUCCAAUGAAUCGUGGGACUGCAGGAGCGUGCCGGCCGCCUCGGGGUCACCUGUGUGGCACGCGGGCAUCUUCAUCGCCGCCGUGUACGCGCUCAUCAUCGCCGUGGGGCUCGUGGGCAACGUGACGCUCAUUCGGACCUUCUGCACGGCCAAGUCCAUGCGCAACGUGCCCAACCUCUUCAUGUCCAGCCUGGCUUUCGGCGACGUGCUGCUGCUGGUGACGUGCGCGCCCGUGGACGCCUGCCGCAUCCUGGCGAGCGAGUGGCUCUUUGGGAGGGUGGGCUGCAAGCUCAUCCCCUUCAUCCAGCUCACGUCCGUCGGGGUGUCUGUGUUCACCCUCACCGCGCUGGCGGCGGACAGAUAUAAAGCCAUUGUGAAACCCAUGGACAUCCCAAUGUCCCUUGCCACAGCCAGGAUCUGCUUGAGGGCUUCUGCAAUCUGGCUCUUGUCCAUGGUCCUGGCCAUCCCAGAAGCCAUCUUCUCUGACCUACACCCUUUCCAGAUCUCAGGCACCAAUGAAACCUUCAUAACAUGUGCUCCAUUCCCUCAUGGGGAGGAUCUCCACCCCAAAAUCCACUCCAUGGCCUCCUUCCUUAUUUUCUAUGUCAUUCCUCUCUUCAUCAUCUCUGUGUACUACUUCUUCAUUGCCAGAAGUCUGAUUCGAAGUGCGACUAACAUGCCUGUGGAGGGCAACAUAGCCAUUAGGAGACAGAUCGAGUCAAGGAAGCGCUUGGCUAAGACGGUGCUGGUGUUUGUGGGCCUUUUCGCUGUCUGCUGGCUGCCCAAUCAUGUGAUCUACUUGUACCGCUCCUACCACUACAACGUGGUGGACGCGUCCAUGAGCCAUUUCGUCGCCAGUGUGACUGCACGUAUUCUGGCCUUCACCAACUCAUGUGUCAACCCAUUCGCCCUGUACCUGCUCAGCAAGAGUUUCCAGAAGCAGUUCAACAAACAGCUGUGCUGCUGCUGUCCUCCCCUGUCACGCCGCACCCAUAGUGUAGUGCGUGGCAACACACGCAUGAGCUCCCUGAAGAGCACGCAGAACCACACAGUGGCCAGCUUAAGCCUAGCCAAUGGCAACCAUCUGUUCCAAGAGGGCUAGGCAUGUUUUUUUUUCUCAAUGUUAUCCUUUAUAAUAACCAAUCCAUUCUACAGUGUAAAGCAGCAGGAGGACCUACUCGGCUCUGGUCCUGCAGGGCUGUAGUCUGUCAAAGUUUGGUGAUUUCACACUAGAGGUUGCAUGACUAUAAACUUUGAGUCAUCAUUGUCACAUUUAAAACUCUGGAUGUUUGUUAAAAGUAUCUUCUUAGUAGCUUGCUAAUUACGGCUAGACACUGCGGGUUGAGAUGUGUACUGCAGAACAGUUCUUGUUGUAGGUAGUAAGUUUGCUGUGCAUUUAUCAACCACUACUCCAUUUUAUCAGUGGUUUGUUUUUGUUUUAAGCAUGUCACACUAAACAUGCUGUGAUUGGUCAAUGUACCUGUCAGUCAAAUGGUCCUUUCCUAUCCAAGAAGCGCAUUGGCAUGUACCCAGUCCAGCUUACCAGCAUGUAUUUAAGUGCAAUUUUACACAGCUUGCAAUGAAAUUGGUUUAAUCUUGUGUAGUAUUUCAGUUUUUCAGCACCAACUAGUGGAUUUCUUAGUUGACUCGUCUAUGCAACCCCAAACCUACUAAACUUGGUAAUUAAUACAUGGGUUGAAUCAGGUGCAAACAUUCCCCAAACUGUGCUGGACUGACACUCUCCAGGACCGGAGUUAGGUAUUUUGUAUAGCAGACAUGCCCAAUCCUGGAGGUCUACCACCCUGGAGAUGUCCUUGAAGAUCUUCAUUAACUGGACCAGCGGUGCCAGAUUUGGGUUGGAGCUGAACUAUGCAGUAUGGUAGAACUCCAGGUCCAGGAUUAAACACCCCCACUCUAAAGUAAAGCUGUUUAAUCUUGCUCUAGAAGAUCUACCUUUCUACAAAGAAUAGUACAAACUUAACCUUCACAAACCUGAUUCUGGAUUCUGGAUCACUUUGGCUUGAAUUUACUCGAUUUAAAGUCAACUUGAAAUUACAAUUGACUAUUUUUUUAUUUCAUGUCCCUGGUCAUCUUAAGCACAAGUCAUUGACUCGUAUAAUUUAAAAGAAACAAAGUUUCCCAUAAUAUUCCAUCAAGACGUAGUGACUUUUUCCUGCCUCUAAAACACUUGAUAUCACGAUACACCAGCAGGUGGGAGAAAAUAAUAUUAACUAAUAAUAUCAUGUUUUACCUCCCCUUCCCACCAUGACCACCCAUCACUGAGUGAAACUCUCACCUAGUACAGCAGACAUCUAUCCCUAAUACCGUGUUUUGCUCAGAAAUAUGUCACAGCACAAGAAGGAAUAUGCAUUGUGAUUUGCUUUUAAUUUAAUAAAAUACAUCAGUGCAAUUGACCAAUCCAUAUUCCACCAAAAAACAGCACUUGUGCAUCUACCGAUCAAGCUUUAUGGAAUGCUGGCACAAAUCCCACGUAACCAACUCCAACUUUUGGAAAUGUGUAAAUUUGGAGUGCAUUUAAUUAAUUUUAUGUUGAGUGUUGGUGUUUGUGAAAGGUCACACUGUUAGAAUAGAUGGGCUAUACGUUUUUAUUCAUUUAUUUAUUUAUUUUCUUGUAGCCAUCAUGGUUUUAGGGAUAAACAUCUUACUGACUCACUGGCUUCAUUUGUGUCUACCUGAAAUCAAAUUAUCACGAUUGGCUCCUCCCACUCCGUUCUUUUUUGUUUUAGUGUUCCAUGUGCAUUUGUUUAGAUUCAUGCCCCUUGUUCUGUGACUUCACCACUGAUUGUUUUCACCUGUCCCUCGUCUUCCCGGUGUGUAUUUAAGCCCUGUGUUUGCCCUUUGUGUUUGCUGGUCUUUGUUUGAUGUGUUUGCUGUUGUUUGAAUCUGUCCUGUCCUGUCCUGUCCCGGAUCUAUCCGUGUUAGCUCUUUGACCCUGAACUGUCUCGACCCUGAUUUUGGAUUUGCCCUUGAUGGAUCUCGCUUAUCUCCGCAUAUGUGUCCGCCACCUCGCUCCCCGUUACACAAAUCAGUGGUAAUAUUAAGUACUAUUCAUCACUUAAGAGACAGCACUUUUGUUUUCCUGGAAUCUUCAAUCAAAGUGUAAUUUCUUUUUGUCUGCCUCUAAAAGGUCUUCUAAUUUUUUUAUUUUGUCACCAUGCAGCAAAACAGUCAGCUAGCUCAGAGAUCCUCCCUAAUACCAAAUUUCACUCAGAACAGUGUCACAGGGAAAAUGAUUUCUGAUCCACACUGACUGAAACAUUGCAGCCUACACCACUAUACACAAACAUUACUCUAAAGCAGGGCUUCCUAGCCUUUUGCAUCUCAAAGUUUCCACAUGGUGGCCACUUUACUUGUAGAUGGCCAAGGUUGAGAUCUUUCCUUUUGGAAGACCCUGACCCUUUGAACCAUUUCUCCAUGAUAGAUGAAUUCCAUACAAUCGAAACGUGGAACAGCCAACAGGCCUCUACCAGUACCUCUGCUUCCUACAGAUUGAAAACCACUGUUCCUUCGGACUUAGUGUAAUUUUCCUCAUUGUUACUUGCAGUACAGCAUUCUAGCAAACCAGAAAAUACACAACUUGCUGCCUCAAGCUGUAUCAGUAAAGUCACACUCUGCUUGGUAGCUAUCUUGGUGAGACAAGGCAAUUAUUUCCAGUCAUACAAUACCACACUACCAUCUCUUUGAAUGGAGAGAUACCUAAAAACCUGAAACCCUGAAGGCCAAAUUACCAUUUCAAAAACAUAUUUGAAGUCACAGGUAAAAUCUGACAAAAAUCUUAGUCUUAGUUUGAAGCAUCUGGCCUAAAUAACAUACAAAAACAUGUUUUUUUUUCAGGCUGUUCUGGCUACUGCAUUUGCACAGAUCUCCACAACUGACAUGGGCUUUUCUUGUUUGCAGCUUUACAAGCAACUUGAUUUUAUGAGCUUUUUAAUUCAUUUUCAGGAACCUCCUCCUUUAUAAUUUCUCUGGUAAAGUCACUAUUCAGUGACAGAGAGACAGAGACAGACAGAGAAAAGUAGUGAUAGGACAUUGAUUCCAAAAGAAUUGAUUCUUUGGCACCAACCCAUGUAGUCACAUGACUCUGUGGUCAUAUAAUGCACAUGACUUGGUUAGUGACUCUGAGAGUCCAGUUCACUUGGAAUCGAUUUUUUAACUUAGGCUAUUAAGGAUGUGCUAAAAUAUUAGUCAGCUGUAAUCAUUCGUCAAGCUACCUGAUAUUUCUUAGAAUUAAUCUAUGAAUGUCCAUCAAACUAUAAUGUGGAGCAAUUCACAAACUGGGUAAACUACAUUUAGGAUGCCAUAUCUCUCUGCUAUACCCUUUAUCACUAGCUCUGGCGCACUUUGUUAAAAUUAAGCGGAAUUGAGGAGUCAAGUCCUUCAGUUCCAGAGGCAAGUGUCAAGACCUGGAGUCGACUCCAGAAAACCCCAGUUCUACAUCACUAGACAGAAGUGGAAAUCUUUACAUCUCAAUGAAAAAGGGCAGACCUACACAAAAGUCACUCGAGUAAGAAGUCAAAAAUGCAUAAGGCAGGGUAAGAUCACAUAUUUAAAUAUUUUGCAUGAAAAAGUUGUGCAUUACAGUUUCUCAUUUGCAGUAUUGGGGAUAAUGUGUCAAGUAAUGCCUUACAGUAAUAUAAUUACUGUAUAACCCAUUUUACAGUCACAGGCUUAUUAAGAUUUGCAUUACUUUUGGUACUUGUACAUCUUUAAGAGAACAUAAAAUAUGCUUGAUGCAUCUACAUCAUAAACUAGCUCUCUUGAUUUAUUAUCCAUGCCUGUCCUACAUAAUUUCCAUGCAUACAUGCUGCCUGCAUCAGCUGACUGCAUUACUAUUGAUUGUGAAUGUGAGUAGCACAACACAAGCACAGGAAGUGUGGUAAACAAACUGUCAAAACAUCUGAUUACGCUAAUAUGAAACUGAUGGAUAAUAAUCCCUGUGCUGAAGCAGAGAGAGCCCUGACCCCACCUAAACAGACACAGUUUCAUUCACAAACGGCUCUCUGAGCUUUACAUUUUAUUCGAAAAACUUUAUUGGGAGGCUGAACUGUUUCUACUGGACAUUCGAACAGCAUCAGCUGUUAAUAAUUUUAACCAGCAUAACAGGCUGCGUCUUGUCUGUUUUCUGUGAUUGACUAUUUAUUUCUGAAUAAAUUACUGAAAAGGACUAUUGAGUUUACCUUGUACAGUUGAUACAAGCAGAUGUUACAGAGUAGUAUUUUUUGAGAACUACCCCAGAACUGCUUCGUGAAGUGUAGCAGCAGUUAUGCACUGUAAGAUAAUGCAUUCGUGUGCUGUAUUUCAGUUAUAUACAUUACAUUUGGCAAAAGCUGAGUUGGUAUAAUAAUUAAGCUGAUGUAGUAAUUGAUAUAGUUUUACUUAUAUGGAACCAUUGUGCACAUUCAUUCAGACGUUUUGUUACUGUGGCUCAUUUUUCAGAGAGCAUAAGAGUGCUGAUCUGGGAUCAGCUUAAGCUGUUAUAACAUUAAAUCAAACACUUGAACUAACCCCAGAUUAAUUUUUUUCUUAGACACUUGAUAAAGUACCAGUAGUAGGGCAUAGCUGUUAUAACGUGUACAGCUAUAGUAAAGUUGGCAGCUAUUGUUAGUUUUUGUUUGUUGUUGGUGAAAUGCAUUAUGGGCCUGAAUAUGUGCUAUGCUUUACUCUCUAAAGUGCAAAGUUUUCAGCGGCCUUGAACACUAUUGACUCUAGGCUAUCUUUUAUUGUCAUAUUGGUUUUCAAUUUUCACAAACAUUUCUCAAGUCUGUGCUCAUCACUUAUAGUGAAACGUGAGAGAACUUCAUAACGACUGUACCGUACAAUUCUACUAUGUAUCCAGUGAAAUGCUUUAGGUCUCUGCUUUUGUAAUGUUCACUUUUAUUAAUGAAUGGUCAUAGUAUACAUUUAUUAAUUGUGAAAAUGAUCUAGCUUGCAUCACCUGCAAUACAUAAUAUGACUGUGUAUUGUAUAUAUGGUUUUCAUUGCCACAUUUUGGACUGUGAAGGCUCAGUGUGUUAAUGCAUUAGCAGCUGAACAUGAAUGUUGUCUCUAUAGUUUAAUCGUUUUAUCUACUACAGCUGAAAAAGUUAUGUGCUUUGACAGUCAGUGAACAGUAAGAUUUUUGCAUCCUCAAAAAAAAAAAGGCUAGACACAGUUCAAAUGAGCAUCCA
Pygocentrus nattereri (red-bellied piranha) is the source of this 6408-nucleotide messenger RNA. RefSeq names its product gastrin-releasing peptide receptor (gene grpr). Gene Ontology annotation, molecular function: G protein-coupled peptide receptor activity. The record is from RefSeq and is a predicted model, not a curated record. The coding region runs from base 174 to 1322 and encodes 382 amino acids. Lineage: Eukaryota; Metazoa; Chordata; Actinopteri; Characiformes; Serrasalmidae. Gene Ontology annotation, biological process: G protein-coupled receptor signaling pathway. The transcript has 3 exons. Gene Ontology annotation, cellular component: membrane.